CUGAGGAGGGGCAUUGCAAAGGUGGUUUUAAGGUGCUGUGCAGUCAGAUCAUUUGGGUGCAGGGGAGUAGAAAACAACCUGCCCCCUCCCCACUAUCCAAGGUCGGAAGUGCUACAGUAAUUCUAUGCUACUUGAGCUUCAGUCCAAGCAGGCAAAAUAUCUGAAGGAUUAGUGCCCUGGCUUUAGGGUUGCUUUGUGCUAGCAGUUUGAUAUAAAGCUGCCCUAACACAGCCUAGGAUCUGGCCUAUUAUUUGUAAGUUCACUGAGAUCGCAGUAACCCCAAAUUCCUAGUUUGAGUUGGUCCCUUGAACAUUUUACCCAAAAGUUCCUAACUGCUAUCUUAUUCUACGUGUUUGUUUACUCUUUUCAUGACAGUUUUUUCCUUAUUAAAUAAAACAGCAACUAUCUGUCCAUCAAUUGGCUGGUUUCUCAAGAGUGUUUUACAGAGAGACUCUUGGACAGAUUUGAGGGAGGAGAAGAUGGUGGCUUUACAUAUCAGUUUUGGGAAGGUGCUCCCCCAAGUAAAGGGCAACAUGGAAGAAGGUGCAGAGAUGUUAUGGUCAAAUUCUUUAUUUUUCCAAAUUCAUAGGGUGUCCCAUAUGAAUCUUUUACCAUUGUAAAAAUAUACAGCGAGGAGGAAACACCUCACAACGGAGUCAUUCUUCUGUCAUCCCUGGCAGAAUCCUGCAGUUUGCAAAGUCUGCUGAAUAAUGCAGAAAUCUUCAUUAUAAUACAUUGUCUCUGCCUGAGCUAUUUAAAAAGAAGGUGAAAACCUUGCUAUCCCUUUUAUCAUACUGUCUUAAAACUUUCAAAACAACUAUUGCGUCAUCCCACUCUCCACUCUUUUAGAAUGAGAAUAAGCACAAGUCCUUUAACCUUUCCUUAAUUAGAUUCUUCAUCAAAGGUCUAGUUCUAAACAACACAAUCAUCUACGCUGGGAUAUCUAGUGGCAAUAUGGUUACCCUUUGAUGUGGUUAAAUCAUAAUUCCAUUUGGCAGUGAGAUGGGUCUAACUGCCUGUUAACUGUGACCUUCAAAUCAUUCUAAUGCUACCUGUCAGAAAACAGCUAUCCUGUAACCAGGGCUGCAAGCAUGGUGUGGAUUUACUGUGGAUCAAUAUACGACAUCCAGUCUUCCUCAAAAUAGCUUUUAUAGUCGAAAAAGAGAGCAGCUACAGCUGUGAACCAGCAUUUCAGCUGCGAUUGAAAACAGCCAACUAGAAUUCAGCUGCAGCUGGCCAAUGACAGAACCUCUGGGUUGAAUUGUAAAACAGCCAAUCCGGAUCAGUGUUUCAUUUGGCUAGUAAGAAGAGAUGUCAUGCUGCAUUCCUGGCUGUUAGUGCCAAUUAUGCUCGGCUGGUCUCGUGAUGUCCUUUCAGUAGAAGCAAACUGUAACCCAGAAAUGUGUGCACAGAUCAGACACCUGCAGCAGCCCUAAAAUCUGCAGCACAGCUCCUAGAAUAGCAACAGCCAGGAGCAGAAACACUGGAGCAAGUGGUAUUGCAGAGAGGAUUCGCCACCACGUCUGUUGGGGGUAUUGUUUUCUGCUAUUGCUGAUGUCCUUUCAAUGGCAGUUCCACCAGGAAGAUAAUUUUUGUGCACCUGGCUUUUGGUUGUAUUUUCCUGGAUUAUCGUUUGACUGAGGACUCGGCUCUUUCAUCCCCUCUUCCCCGUAGCUCUUUGCGUGCAGAUGCACUGGAGAAAGUUGAUUUGUAAAAUGUCUUUUAAUGAAGAGAGAGGCUCCCGGAGAGCAGUAGAACAAUGGUUAUGAAACUGUAGGUUUUAUUUGCCUUUUUUCUGUUAAGCAUGGCGUGGAUUUGUGAAUGCGAAGGAUCUUGAGGGUUUUUUUGCCUUCCAUCUUUUACGUGCCUUAGUGCAACUCAAGUAACUUACUAACAUUUUCUAUUAAACCAUAUAAUACUUUGGCAGCCCUUUGAUAGUUUGUGGUUCCCUCGUAACAAUCUAUACAGCAGGAGGUAAAGGUGGAAUCCUGGUAUUAGAGAGAGGUACGAUUUGCACGAUCUUUAGUUUCUGUGGUUCUGACACGGCCAUGCUAGCACUGAUGCUCUCAGCACCUUUCAGGAUGGGGUCCCAGUGAGAAAUAUAAGCAAUAUGAAGAAAGACCUGACUGGCUGAAAGAAGAAUGACUCCGUUGUGAGGGAUUCUGUACCAAUGUGGAGACCAUAUGAACCUCUGAUUGGACCCCACCAUUUCCUGUUGUAUGAAGGAGGGUGCUUUGCCCCUGGGGAACAACUUCUGUAGGCUGACAUGGCAAUGAUGAGAUCCGACUUGGGCAUUAUGAAGAUCCUUCACUUGAAGAAGAGAGGCUGUUUUCUGCUGAAGCUUUUGUGUCUGGUUGCCUUGGUGUUAAUCUUUUGUGAAUUCUUAGUUUAUUAUGUGGUGAUAUUUCAGUGUCAUUGGCCAGAAGUUAAAAUAGAAGCUCACAGGAGCAGCAAACAGUCUUCGGCUUCUGUCUUGAAGGCCAUGUUUUUAUCUGAUACCCACCUGCUUGGUGAAAUCAAAGGGCAUUGGCUAGACAAAUUAAGAAGGGAAUGUCAAAUGGAGAGAGCCUUCCAAACUGCCUUGUCAUUACUGGAGCCAGAUAUUGUUUUCAUCCUAGGAGACAUCUUUGAUGAAGGAAAGUGGAGCUCCUCCCAGGCCUGGGCAGAUGAUGUCAGGCGGUUUCAGAAAAUGUUCCGACAUCCAGUUCGCACUGAGCUAAUGGUUGUUGUUGGCAACCAUGACAUUGGCUUUCACUACGAAAUGACCACUUACAAGUUAAAACGGUUUGCAAAAGUUUUCAACUUCACCUCAGGAAAGCUAAUAACCCGGAAGGGGGUAAAUUUUGUCAUGGUGAACAGUGUUGCCCUGGAUGGUGAUGGGUGCAGUGUCUGCAGCAGGGCAGAGGCAAAGCUCAUGAAGCUUUCUCAUAAACUGAAUUGCUCCCAACAGCAGGAACAGAAUCAUUCCAACAAAAGAUGCAGUGGUGUGGAACAGCUUCCAGCUUCAGAACCAAUCCUUUUACAGCAUUACCCUCUUUACAGAAGAAGUGACGCUGAAUGUACCGGAGAAGAUUCUGCUCUUCCAGAGGAAAAGAACAUCCCAUUUAAAGAAAAGUAUGACGUACUGUCUAGAGAGGCUUCACAAAAGCUGUUAUGGUGGUUUCAUCCCCGUUUGAUUCUGAGUGGCCAUACCCACAGUGCAUGUGAAGUGUUGCAUAAUGGGAAGAUUCCAGAAAUCAGUGUCCCAUCAUUUAGUUGGAGGAACAGAAACAACCCUAGUUUCAUCAUGGGCAGCAUAACACCAACCGACUUCUCCCUCUACAAGUGUUUCCUUCCACUUGAGAGCAGAGUUGUUACUAUAUACUGUAUAGCAGGGGCUCUACUUGGGGUACUGAUACUAGCUCAUCUUCAACUUCUCAAUCCACCUUUUUAUUUUGCUCAGCACUUAAUCAGGAAGCAUAAAGCAGUAUGAAGAGCCAGACAUCUGCAUUCAGUUACUGAAAUACCAAAGCUGAGAACAGUCAAACAUCAGACUAUAUUCAUGCCAGCAAAUUACCUAAUUGGAUUGUUAAUCCGAAGGCAGGUCGCAUUUACACAUACCAUAGAAAUCCUACACAGUUGAUAUGACUACUACAGGAUAAAUAAUUAACUGAAAUGAACUGUUUUCAUGCUGUACAAAAAUACAGUAUUCUACAAUCAAAUGAGUCCAUUUCCUUGCUAUAAUUUUUGUAUCAAAUAUGUAUACUAAAAGGUUGUAACUGUACAUUAUGUAAAUCCUACAGCCUCUGCACUAGAAUGUCCUACCUGGGAGGAGGCAUAGUCUUUCAAGCUGGAACCGUCACUGUAUGUUUUAUUGCUACAUGCCCUUCUAAUGUGAUACUUCUGUUUCUUAAUGUCAGCAGGAGAUAGAUGCAUCAGUGGAUUUCCUUAGCAUUCCUAAGCUGUCACACACAAAAAACUGUUGUUUGGGAGAAAUCCCUGCUGCGUUAGUAGUUGUAGAUUGUAAUCCCCUGUCUGCCAGACCAUCUUUCCACCCCUCCAGGGUCUACUUGCCAAAACACUUCAGCCCUUCCAAAAAUUUGGGUGGACCCUCUCAAGCUGCUCUUUUUAAUAAAAUGUGCUAUGAUAAUCUUAAACUACAGGGCCCUAUUGCACCCUAUAGGUCAAUGUGGAGAGGUUUUCCCCAACAAAGGAGGUCAGAUACUGCUGCAGUAACAUUUUCCCAUAGCUUUAUGGUGGAGGACCAGGUGCAUGUUAUGCCCCUGGAGGAUUCCAAAAGAAUGUUAACAAAACUUGGUUAUAUUAAUGCAGAGCCAGCUUUGGGCUGUAAUGUCAACCGUAAUGGAGUUUUGGGGAUUGCUUUGUAGGGGAAAGCUGUAGCAGCAGAGCUCCAUUGGAGCCACAGCAAUCCUCAGAGCUGGCGUAGUUGAGGCUCUCCGCCUCUGGGUGGCUAGAUUGCAAAAAUCUAGAAGCCAGAAUCCCUGCUGCUUUAUGGGGACAGGAUAGACAAAUACAAUUACAAGAAAAACCAUAAGGAAUUUCCACAGCAGGAACCAGUUUGCCUUUUGGUGCUCCUGCAGAGACGGGGGUUUUUAUUCUAUAGGGCUGGUUUGUUUUGCCUACUUUACCUUUCAAGUGGGAAUGAGUAAUAAAAGAAAGUUUGCAUGUUUCUAAAAUAAUUUUGGAAGGGGAGGUGUGAGAAUCUAUGCAUAACCGGCAGUGGUAGAUUUAGGGAAUUAUACCUAUUACUAGCUAACCCCUGCCUUUCACUUUCUAGGAAAUACAUAACUGAAUUGCAAAUAUAGAAAUAUCAAGACUAUACAUCCUACUAGCAAUUUCACUUGGAAGGAUAAUCUUACAAAGAUACCAUACUGUCUCUAAAAUUAUCCUAUUUUAAAAUAAAAUUACUAAAUUUCUCUAAUUUAAUUUUAAGUAAAAGAGGACUGGGUUUAUAAAUAGCAUGAAUCAUGGCUGUAUUAUAAAAAUCUGAUUCAUAUUGUGUUCCUGAAAACAACAAUUCAGAUCUUAAUUUGUCCCUAAAAUUUAAAACAAAGAUGGAGAUAGUCCAAGGAGUGAUUAAACAAUCUAUGAAGUAAUGUAGGCUAACACUUCUCUAGGUUUCUGUUAUUGCAACUGUAAUUUUAGACAUUUGUACAGGUUAUCUUGGACACAGGAAAAGUAUAUACUCACAGAGACAUAAAACACCUAUGUAUAAAAUAUAAAGCAAUGUUAUAGUUACUAAAAAGGACAUGCCUUAUUGCUACAGCAAUUCUUGCUUUUUAUAUAUUGUACUGUACCACAACUUGUUUUGAGAAUGUCAUUUGCAUAAAUUAUUCAAGUUUGAGAAAUAUUCACACAGUUGAUUCUACAAUAUUUAAAAUAAAACAAUUUUCUAAUGUCUCUUUAUUAAAAGAGAAAUAAAAAUGUCAUCUUGUAAUUCUCUUAGGCCAGACACAAGGGUUUAUACCUCCUCUCCCCACCACCCCCCUUCUUGCUAUUUACUUGCACAAUGAAAGCUGCUGUUGGUACAAAGAUUGACGAGCUCUAUAUAAUGGUGCUUUACACAUUCACAAUCGGCCUGUGCAAUUGUGACGUACUAUGAAUGACCAAAGAAUUACUAAACAUAUUUCUAAAGUUAAAGGAAAAAAAUCCUUGAUUCCCAUUAAAACAACACCAGGUUGCAAUUUGGACACUUGAAUGAAUUCCAAUGUUUUAAAGCUGAGAUUUCAAAAGAGAAAGGCAUGUUGCUGCAACAUCCGGUGACUGUAAUACCUUACUUGAAAAGGUAAGUGGUUAAUUUGCAUAAUUUAUAUUUUUUAUACUAAAGAGCAUUGUUUUUAUAUAAACCAGAAAAAAAUCCCUAAACUCUACAGAUAAAGUUCUUACCUUCAGUCUCUGCUGCAGGUAAGGUUGACAUCAAGCUGUACAGCGCAAUCAAAAACAUACUUACAUCUUAGCUCAUUUUACAGGUACAGCCAUAAUCAAGGCACAAAGAUCUUCUACAAGUAUUUUUCUUCAAUAAAGUUGUACAAAAUAAUAUUACAUUUUACAGUCUGUACAAUAUAAUAAACCAGCAGUAAAACAAAAAAAAAUAUAUAUAGGGAGAGGACUGUUGUCCAAGAAUGAUCUAAACUAAACGGAUCAUUUGUGGACAGCACAAAUAACGUAAGUGAGGGUGGUACAUUUUCUGCCUAGAUGCAACAGGCUGAAAAAGUAGCUAUAAUUCAAAUGCCUGAGGUGUGUAGAGGCACUUAGCCCCAAAACCCCAGAAAAAUUGCUUAUCUUCACCAUGCCUCUCAUUAUCUACUCUACUUCCUGUGCCAGUAACGGCUUAAAAGAGGAGGUCACUUUAUCAGUUGACCUGCAACUCAGUAAUGCUAAAAACUGUGACAGAGUAAUAAAUAUUGUGGUGCUGCUACAUUGUGUGUAUACUUCCUCAACAGUAUUUAAUAACCUGAUACAAAGUGCAUUAUUCUUUUAUCAACCAUCAAGUACUCUUAAUAUCAUGUUAAAAAAGGGACCCACACAAGGUUAGGUAUGACUUUAGUGUCAUCCAGCUGACAUACUAGUUUGAACUAACAUAACCUGCUGGAAAAAAUUUAGCAGGUUAUGUUCAAUUAGCAAAAACAAAACCCCAAAAACAAAACACACCUCUAAAGCAACAGAGGUAGCCAAAGGGCUUAGUGGAAUGACAAAGAAGUGGCAUAUCAAAAUAAAGCACACAAAUAAUCCCAAAAAGCAUGGCGGAAAAGAAACCCAAACUUGCUGCAAACCAGCUCAAAGGCUAAAUAAUUAAGGUAAACAACCUGAAAAGACUGACAUUUCUGUAGUACUUUCUUCCACCCUGUGUGGCAUAGUAUAGAGAGAGAGCAAGAGAGUAAGGAGCUAAGUAUUUAAAACCACAGGCUCCACGGUGAUC
Malaclemys terrapin pileata is the source of this 6919-nucleotide messenger RNA. RefSeq names its product metallophosphoesterase 1 (gene MPPE1). The coding region runs from base 2267 to 3472 and encodes 401 amino acids. NCBI's taxonomy places the organism in Eukaryota, Metazoa, Chordata, Testudines, Emydidae. Gene Ontology annotation, molecular function: phosphoric diester hydrolase activity. The record is from RefSeq and is a predicted model, not a curated record. Gene Ontology annotation, biological process: GPI anchor biosynthetic process; endoplasmic reticulum to Golgi vesicle-mediated transport. Gene Ontology annotation, cellular component: endoplasmic reticulum-Golgi intermediate compartment. The transcript has 11 exons.